AUGGGGGACGGGAGCACAGAGGUCUGUGUGUCUGUUACCCCAAGGGCUCCGAGGCUAGAGACAGAGGAGAAGCCUGUCCAGAAGCCCUGCAGGACAGGAAAAGGAGAAUCCCAACAUGGAAAACCCAACAUUGAAAACGGAGGAAAGCUUGAAAACCAAGAAAAGGUGGAAAAUGAAGAACUGUCAACUACGAAGGAAAAGCCAGAAGCUACUGAAGACAAGAGAAAGUUAGAAAUGCAAGGCAAGGGAAAAAUAGGAACAGAAAACAAAGGGAAAUUAGGAAUGGAAGGCAAGGAAAAGUUAGGAAAUGAGGGAAAGGCAGAUGAGGAAAUGCCACAGGCUAAGGGAAAAGCUGAGGGUGAGGGGAAGCCCAUAGAAAAGCCAGCAGGUGAAACCAGGGCUGCAGCCAAGCGCCCAGCUCAGGAUGAUGUCCCCAGAAAAGCAAAAAGAAAAACCAGUAAAGGGCAGGCUGAGUACCUCAAGGAGUCUAAGGAAGCCAUUCAUGAAUGAUUUGAGCGAUGAGGAGAGUUCAAUGAGGUGGCAAGUGUAAAGGAUGAGGUGAAAAAAUCCAAACAGAAAUUGGGGUGCUUUAUGUGGAUGCAAAGAAGCUUGCAGAAUCCCUUCCACACUAGAGGUCGAAGGGAACUUAGGGGCGACUGUAGGGCCCAACAGAGAGGCUUUGAAGACAUUCCUUAUGUGUAG
Echinops telfairi (small Madagascar hedgehog) is the source of this 702-nucleotide messenger RNA. RefSeq names its product transcription elongation factor A protein-like 4. The record is from RefSeq and is a predicted model, not a curated record. NCBI's taxonomy places the organism in Eukaryota, Metazoa, Chordata, Mammalia, Afrosoricida, Tenrecidae.